AUGUCACCUCCCGCAUACCACAUCGCCACCGGCACGCUACUCCUGUUCUCCUGCCUGGCACUCGCCACCGCGGCACUCAGUGGGGCGGCCUCCCGGGGUCUGCCGCUGUCGCCGGAGGGUCUGGGCAAGGCCCACUAUUUUGCCACCGAGCCCGACGGACAGAACAAAACGGCUCCGGUGUGGCCCUUCCAGUGGAACGCGACCCAGGCCAAGAUCAACCCGUUCAACUCGCACAUAUGGUGGGCCAAGUUCUACUACGAUUGGCCCCAUGGCUGGACCAGGACCGACUUCAUGAAUGGGUACUACAGCACUGAGGACAAGUGGUCGCUCAACUGCAGCGUCGUCUUCGCCAACAACCAGGUGUGGUUCACCUUCCCCGAGGAACAGGGCUGUUAUCUCGACCACGACGGCCUCGGCACCAUCUCGCCGUGGUGGUUGCAGACCGGAGUGUACAAGGGCUCGGACAACUUCCGGGGCCUCUACGCUGACCGGUGGACUCUCCCCGAGCUGGGCAUCGACUACUUCGCCCGCAGCGACUCUAUCCACACUCCCCUGCGGAGUACCAAUCAAGCGGAGGACCCGGGCGCGACGGACUACCUCGAUGUCGUGCUGGGGCCGCAGGACCCUGCCCUCUUCAAGCUCCCGACCUACUGCAAGAACAUCAUCAACAAGGGAUGCCCGCCCGACUGGCCUUGA
Messenger RNA from Acanthamoeba castellanii str. Neff, 696 nucleotides. RefSeq lists its product as uncharacterized. The record is from RefSeq and is a predicted model, not a curated record. The transcript has 4 exons. Bases 1 to 696 code for a protein of 231 amino acids. NCBI's taxonomy places the organism in Eukaryota, Discosea, Longamoebia, Acanthamoebidae.